UGCUGUUGUUCUCACAACAGGCGGAGAGAGAGGGAGAAGGACAGGGGAGAAGGAAGGAAAGCAAAAGCCUGUAGAGAAGUGAGACUGUACAGGAAUUUAACACAAGCAGCUGCAGCCCUCUGACGUCAAAAUGAAGGUUGCCAGCUUGAUUUUCCUGCUGAUUGUUCUGUGUACCAUCAACGCAGCCCCACGAACAGUCACAGAGGCACCUCCUAGCACUCCACGACCGACGGAAGCCAGGUCCCGCUUUGCGAUGCUGGAUGACGUGCGUCUGCUGGCUAACGGCCUCCUUCAGCUGGGGCAAAGCCUGCGAGAGUUUGUGCACAAGACCAAGGCGCAAAUCAACGACAUCUUCCAAAAGCUGAACAUCUUUGACCGCUCCUUUUACCAACUCUCGGUCGUGACCAGCGAGAUCAAGGAAGAAGAAGAGAAGCUGAAGGAAACCACCACCUUCCUAAAAGCCAACAAUGAGGAGAUCCGCAAUCUGUCAAUGGAGAUCAACUCCAAGAUCAACAACAUCCUGCAGGAGCGCAGUCACCUGCAGAGUAAAGUGGGCAGUCUGGAGGAGAAGCUGAAAGGCCUGUCUGAGACCAUGAUACCUCUAGAGCAGCUCCAGGAGAUCACUACCCUAAAGGAUGUGAUCGACUCUCAGGAGAAGACCAUCAAAACCCUGCUAAUGUCAGUGCAAGAGCAGCAUGAGCAGCUCAACUCUCAGAAAAUCAAAAUCAAGAGUUUGGAAGAGAAGCUUAAUUACGACUUUCUCCAAGAAACUGCAGAAAAACCUGCAGAUUCAAGUCCAGAACAGCCAGACAUUCUUGAGUACCUGACAAGCAACUCAACCAGCUCAACUAUGGACAUAAAUGACUUUCCCACAGACUGCAGUGAAGUGUUCAACAGAGGCCAGAGGAACAGUGGAGUUUACCCCAUCAAACCCAAUCAAUCAGAGCCCUUCAACGUGUACUGCGAUAUCAGCUCAGAUGGAGCUUCCACAGUUAUUCAACGCAGAGUGGAAGGGUCUGUGGAUUUUGACCAGAACUGGGACAAAUAUGAACAAGGAUUUGGAAAUCUGGAAAAGGAGUUUUGGCUGGGUCUGGCUAAAAUUUACUCAAUAGCCAGACAGAGCAUGUACAUACUAAACAUUCAGCUGGAGGACUGCAGAGAUGAAAAAAGAUUUAUUGAGUACAUGUUCACUCUGGAUGGUCCUGCAUCUCACUACAUGAUCCAUCUGACCCCUCUGUCUGGAAACCUGCCGGAUGCCAUGAGCAACCACACUGGCAUGAUGUUCACCACCAAAGACAAGGACAAUGAUAAUCUUGAGGAUUCCAACUGUGCCCGUAACUACUCAGGUGGCUGGUGGUUUAACGCAUGUGGUGACACCAAUCUAAACGGGCGGUACACCUGGGCCCGCUCAAGGAGUCGCACUCCACGCAGGAAAGGGAUCUACUGGAGACCCAGCAGGGGAAACUCUUACACCCUUAAAUUUACAAAGAUCUCCAUGAGGCCAAUGUCCUAGUUCUAGUGAUCACUGAACCUCACUGAUUGAGCAACUCUCAAUCAAUGAGAAAGGCAGGCUGCAGUGACUCUGGCCAAGAGAAGUUUCCCCAUUCUCCUCACCCUUAGUUGCAGGGAAAAAAUAUAACGCUGACUCCUUAUCAAACAAUGAUGCAACAGCGCCAGGUCACUGACGUAUGACAGAGUUGCAGAUAGAGACAGAGUUGCAGAUGUUGCAUGUGCAGUUUUGGUAGAACUCUUCCUUACUGAAUGUUUUGGAAAAUCAUGUCCAUAGAUAAUACAUGUAUUAUGCAUAAUGCAUUGCUGGAGUAAUAACAGACAAAUUGCAUGCUGUUAUGAAUUGUGAUACAUUUUGUAACCACAUAAAUAACUAUACACCAAGUAUCCCCUGAAAAAAGUAGUAUAUAGCAUAGAUGUGUAAUAGUUCUCAAUGUUUUUUUUUUGUCUGUUUUUAUAUUGCAGUUUAACUUAAUACCGUAUUUAAGCAGUGUUCAUAUUUGCGCUACAUUAAUCAAGAAACGUGCUAUGAUGGUAGUAACUGUUUGCUCAAUAACAUUACUGAGUCAUAUUGACUCCUGGCUACACACUGUGUAUAUGCAACUGUACAGGAUUUUGUUUACAGAUUUGUCUUCAGGAAAAAAAGUGUGAUGCAUCAUUUUUAUAACAAAAAUAAACAAAAAUUCUCAACAA
Molecule: messenger RNA, 2202 nt
Organism: Astyanax mexicanus (Mexican tetra)
Lineage: Eukaryota; Metazoa; Chordata; Actinopteri; Characiformes; Acestrorhamphidae
Gene: angptl3
Product: angiopoietin-like 3
Exons: 7
Coding region: 131-1513 (460 amino acids)
Biological process (GO): triglyceride homeostasis; cholesterol homeostasis; phospholipid catabolic process
Source: RefSeq, a predicted model, not a curated record